AGCUCUUUGGGCUCCAGCAUUCCGUUGCGCGGCUCCACAUUGUUCCACCGCCCUCGCCAUGAAGUUGCUUGAGUGCUCGCGGCAUCAGCCCUGGAGUGGGUCAAAGGGCGAACAGGUUUGCACCGUGGGUGGGGCCUUGUCGGUCCUGAGCUGGAAUGUUUUGGCGCCAAGCACCGCCGAGGGCACUGAAAUUUUCCGGAGGGAGCGCCUUCCUGCGCUGCUGGAAGUCUUGGAUCUGUAUACAAGCUGCGAUAUCAUUUGCCUACAAGAAGUGGAAAUAGGUGCAUUUCUGCAGCCGGUGCGCGACUUCUUGGAGGAGCGAGGCUUCGAGACCGCGGUGCAGGAGAGAGAAGGCCAUACCUUUGUGAAUGUCACGUUCUUCCAUCACUCCUUGCGGUUGAGCUGGAGCAUGUCCCGAUCGCGGAUCUUCCUCACGGGUUUCUUGAUGGCCUCGGGUCACGAGGUCUGUGUUGUAAACGUGCACUUGGACUCGAAAAAGGAGGAUCAGCGAGCUUCGCAGCUCAGCAAGUCUCUGCAAAAGAUGAGCCAGAAAAGAUCGACCUUUCAAGUCGUCUGUGGCGACUUCAACACAGACCUCAGUCAAGACAUUCCGCUCACGGAGAUGUUGGCAGAAUAUGGCCUGUCUCGUGCUCCGAUGAGAGGCCUGACUCACACGUUGGGGGGGGCAUUGGAUCACCUCUGCAGCACCCGCGGCCUAGCCCCCCGGCGCGUCUUGUGCGCCGCCUCUCGCAGCAUCAUCGGUGUGCGCGCUACCGGGAAGGGAUGCCCUUCUGAUCACCUGCCAGUCGCUUGCGAGUUUGAGAUCUUGGAACCUCUUUGGCAAUGUCCAAGAAUGACCUCAGCUGCUGUCCCAGCAGAUGUAGCGGCUGAAUGGGCGGAGCUUCUGGAACUUGGAACGCGCACGAGCCACGUGGCGCCACGAGACCGUCUUCCCGUUCGGAUCCGCCGCGGUCGGAGUCUGGGGGUCUGCCCAAGGUAACAAGCGCGAAGUCAAGAAGCAGCGACAGGAUGAGGAGUGUGCGAAGGGUUUCGGCUUCCGUCUGACCACUGAAACCGCGCGUCAUCACCAAGUUGGUUCGAAGCUCCAAAAACAAAGUGGGACGUGGACAGAGAUGGGAUGCUACAGCGGCUGAGACGAGAAUGGUGGCAGCGGAACCCUGGGUUUUGGGUUUGAUUGAUACUUGCAAGUUCCAGGAGACCUUCCUCCAGUCGUGCCACUCGGAGGAGGAGCUGCGGCGCUGGCGGGACGAGCGGAAGAGGUGCGCAGAGAGGAUCUGGUGGCACGCGGUGGAUGUGGCUCUGGUGAAGGUGAGAGCUGAGGUUACAUAAGAUCCGUGGCAUGAAUUGCUGGAGAUUGUUUCUGGAUGAGUCGAAGUCAAAGAAGCUGAAACUUCUUAUAUGUGUCAAUCCUCAAUGCUUUGUCUCAUAUAUGUUCUCUCAUCCGCUCCACUUUAGAGCUUCAGUGGGUUUCAGAGCAACCUUGAGGUUGCUCCGACCCCCCUUGUGGAGCUCAACAAAUUUUGCCGGCCAAUGCUGGGCCCAUUCUCAGCCAACGAGUGUACAGUGUACAGCUAGGGCUAGUGCAGGCCUGACAAAACUGUGCGCAGUUGGGGUUCAAUGUCCUGGCCCCUGGCAGUUGUUUUGUUUCCAUUCGUUUCGUUCGUUAA
This is a messenger RNA of Durusdinium trenchii, 1688 nucleotides long. The record is from the annotation of a GenBank genome assembly. Lineage: Eukaryota; Dinophyceae; Suessiales; Symbiodiniaceae.